AUUUACACUAAGCAAUAUGCAAUCAUUCUGCUCAGACAUAUCAGCCAGUCCUCUGCCUGUUAAAUCUUCUCAGCAUAGUGCUUUCCUUUUUAAACUUCAUGUCCUAAUCUGAUGGUAGGCUGAUGAUUUUACUGAGUGCCUAGAGGGAUUUUAUUUAAAGCAGAAACCUACACAUCUACACGUGGACAAGAUCAGAGGCUAGAAGAAUGGGUUCCCUUUUUCGGAGUGAGGAAGUAUACUUGACACAAAUCUUCCUCCAGGUUGAAGCUGCAUAUUGCUGCAUAGCUGAACUGGGAGAACUGGGUCUGGUCCAGUUUCGAGAUCUGAACCCAGGAGUAAAUAAUUUCCAAAGAAAAUUUGUGAAUGAAGUAAGAAGAUGUGAAGCAAUGGAGAGAAUUCUAAAGUUUUUGCAAAAUGAAAUUGAAACUGAUGGGAUUGUGAUCCAGAAAUGUGACGAUAACCAGAAAGCCCCUGUUCCUCGAGAUAUGAUCGAUCUGGAGGCUGUUUUGGAGAAGUUGGAGAGUGAACUGCAAGAAAUUAAUCAGAACCAGCAGACCAUGAAACAGAACUUCCUGGAAUUAUCUGAACUGAAACACCUUCUCAAGAAAACGGCAGACUUCUUUGAGAAAGAAGCCCGAGUGGCUGAUGAAUCAUAUAAUGAAGAUACAUCGAACCUACUAGAACUCCAGAGUGCUGGAAAACUUGGAUUUAUUGCUGGAGUAAUUAAAAGGGAAAGGUUGUUGGCUUUUGAGCGUUUGUUGUGGCGAGCCUGUAGAGGAAAUGCGUACAUGAAGCACAGUGAAAUGGAAAUGGUGCUUGAAGAUCCAGUGACGAGAGAACCCAUGAAGAAGAACACCUUUAUCAUAUUCUUUCAAGGAGAACAGCUCAAGCAAAAAAUCAAAAAAAUAUGUGAAGGAUUCCGUGCUACAAUCUAUCCAUGUCCAGAGACAGCAAAUGAGCGCCGUGACAUGGCUGCUGGUGUCAGUACAAGAAUUGAAGAAUUAACUUUGGUGUUGGGGCAAACAGAAACCCACCGUAAUCGUGUACUUCAGGAAGCAGCCAAGAAUCUACAGAGCUGGAUGACUAAGGUGAUAAAAAUGAAGGCAGUUUACCACACACUGAAUCUCUGCAAUAUUGAUGUCACUCAGCAGUGUCUGAUUGCUGAAACGUGGUGCCCAACUGCAGAUAUGGAUCAAAUCAAGAGAGCCCUAGAUGUGGGAACUUCACGAAGUGGCUCUACCAAUGCACCAAUCAUGACAGUAGUGCAAACAAGAAUGUCUCCUCCCACCUUCAACAGGACUGAUAAGUUUACAGCUGGUUUCCAGAACAUUGUAGAUGCUUAUGGAGUCGGCAAUUACAGGGAAAUGAACCCAGCUCCUUACACUAUCAUUACCUUUCCUUUCCUUUUUGCGGUAAUGUUUGGGGAUUGUGGCCAUGGAACGGUUAUGCUUGGCUUUGCACUUUGGAUGGUUUUAAAUGAGAAGCAGCUUCUGGCACAAAAAAGUGAUAAUGAGAUCUGGAAUACAUUUUUCAGUGGUCGCUAUCUGAUUCUGCUGAUGAGCAUAUUCUCAAUUUAUACAGGCUUCAUCUAUAAUGACUGCUUCUCCAAAGCCAUUAACAUAUUUGGCUCAUCUUGGCGUGUUUCCCCUAUGUUUUUAAAUGGCACCUGGAGUGAGGAGUUACUUCAAUCAAGCACAACACUACAACUGGAUCCAGCAGUUCCAGGCGUUUUCUCUGGAAACCCAUAUCCUUUUGGAAUUGAUCCGAUAUGGAACAUUGCCACCAACAAGCUAACAUUCUCAAACUCUUACAAGAUGAAGAUGUCAGUUGUAGUUGGUAUUACACACAUGAUUUUUGGUGUCAUCCUGAGUCUUAUUAACCACAUCUAUUUUAGGAAUGUGCUAAACAUCGUUCUUCAAUUCAUUCCUGAGAUGAUCUUCAUUUUUAGUUUGUUUGGAUAUCUGGUCUUCAUGAUAAUUUACAAAUGGUGCAACUUUAACGUCCACAACUCGCAGUAUGCUCCCAGCAUUCUUAUCCACUUUAUCAAUAUGUUCCUCUUUAACUACAGUGACAAAACAAAUGGUCCACUCUAUAUACACCAGCAAGAAAUUCAGAGUUUUCUGGUAAUUUUUGCUCUCAUUGCUGUUCCGUGGAUGUUACUUAUCAAGCCAUUUAUUCUUCGAGCCAGACAUCUGAAGUCACAGCGCAUGCUGCAGUCUCCUACUACAGGUGGCAUCGAGGAGGGUGAAGCAGAGCUUGCUCAUUCUAGCCAUGCUAGCAGUUCAGACCAUGGCGGCCAUGAUGGAGGACAUGGUGGACAUGAUGACCAUGGUGGUGAGUUCAACUUUGGUGACAUAUUUGUCCACCAGUGUAUACACACCAUUGAAUACUGUCUGGGCUGCAUAUCAAACACCGCCUCGUACCUGAGACUCUGGGCUCUCAGCCUGGCUCAUGCAGAAUUAUCAGAGGUACUCUGGACAAUGGUUAUGCACAUUGGUCUCAGCAGUGGAGGCUACGGUGGGCUGAUUAUAAUCUUUAUUAUCUUUGCCGUCUUUGCUGUUCUUACAAUAGCUAUCCUACUGGUUAUGGAGGGACUUUCAGCUUUCCUGCAUGCACUGCGACUCCAUUGGGUGGAGUUCCAGAAUAAAUUUUAUAGUGGAUCAGGCUACAAAUUCUGUCCCUUCUCAUUUGCUGCUAUUUUAAGUGGAGAAGCAGAAGCUUAAAGAGUUGCAGUCGCUUUUGGAUCACCAUUUCAAAAUCACAGUAUAUGGAUAUUCAGUCUAACUGUGCCAUGAAACAAUUACUAUCCGUCAAAAUUAGUGAGCAGAAGUUUUGGGCAUUUCUUCAAGCUUUUACUGUUAUUCCUCGAGUCAGUUAGUAAUUUAUUUUAAGAAAGUUAAAACAUUUAUAAUAAAUUAUUUUUUACAUGUGAAAAUUUUGAAUCACAGAAUUAUGGGGACAAAAGCAGGCAUCAGAACUUGUAUCACUCACCACAAUCUAAAUUCACAGAUGCUAAGAAAACUGAACAAAAAAAGGAAAUGUGUCCAUGUGUACAUUUUUCUUUAGGUUGCUGGGGGUGCUUGGUCACCUUAAUGUUAUUAUGUAGGUGGCCAUAAAUGUUAGUGGAUAUAUGUAACAGAACAGGGAUCAUGACAGCAGAGGUCAAAGAACAGGUGCUACAUGCAUGGUUACACCUUGGUAUCCUUGUAGAUGAUACACCCUCACUGUUUAGGACUAAUUUUCAUGAAAUGGAGCUGACUGUAUCUGAUGUUAUCUACUGAUUUUAUGUUGCAGUCCUGAAAAAAGAAGGUUUAAGAUAAUGUUUUGCAUUGAAAUUUUUCUUUUAGUACAUUCUAAAUGUAUGUACUUUAUUGCUCUCCAUUUAAACACAACUUACAGAUAGUUACCUUACUUUAUUACCAGUAGCCAUUAUGAUCUGUUAAUUGUCUUUUGAAUGUACGUUCGGCUAGUAGUUUACAUAAUUUUAUCUGACUUAGCAACCAUUUCAUGUUUUGUAAUGAGAAUGAAUGCAAUGUUCAUUAUUAUCUUAGUCCUGUUUUCUUCAUGGAAUAGGUCUUCAGACCAGCCUGUUAUCAAAUCAAUAAAUGAAUUUAAUAAAUAAUUGUUUGUGCAGCCCUGAAGUCUA
Messenger RNA from Protopterus annectens (West African lungfish), 3646 nucleotides. It is a transcript of the gene ATP6V0A4, whose product is annotated as ATPase H+ transporting V0 subunit a4. The transcript has 21 exons. Gene Ontology annotation, molecular function: proton-transporting ATPase activity, rotational mechanism; ATPase binding. The coding region runs from base 207 to 2723 and encodes 838 amino acids. Lineage: Eukaryota; Metazoa; Chordata; Ceratodontiformes; Protopteridae. Gene Ontology annotation, cellular component: vacuolar proton-transporting V-type ATPase complex; plasma membrane; vacuolar proton-transporting V-type ATPase, V0 domain. The record is from RefSeq and is a predicted model, not a curated record. Gene Ontology annotation, biological process: proton transmembrane transport; vacuolar acidification.